Molecule: messenger RNA, 315 nt
Organism: Akanthomyces muscarius
Lineage: Eukaryota; Fungi; Ascomycota; Sordariomycetes; Hypocreales; Cordycipitaceae
Exons: 5
Coding region: 1-315 (104 amino acids)
Source: RefSeq, a predicted model, not a curated record
AUGGGAUUUGGCAAAUUGAACCCUUGCAUGUUCAUGGCGGGCAGCUGCUGUCGUGGUUGUAUUCUCGUGAGAAGAUGGGCAAAUAUGCUUCUGGCACAUAUGUACGGAACUAGAAAAUGCAGGAUCGCCAUGGCGGAGCGGAUCUCUCCCCGCACGGUGGCGCACAAUCCCAGCGACCAAUCUCCGACCAGAACAGGGCCUUCCCGUCCUGGCAGGGGCCGUUGUGGGCUGAACUCUACAGUUCCCUCCCUGCAUGCCGAUCGUCUUAUUGGCCCAGCACUAUUCGCGAACGCCGAGGCAGAAUCGAAAGGAUAA